GAGACAUUUUUAAUUUAUUCAAUGCUAAACACCUUUCAAACCAAAAAUAUUUUCCGUUUUACAAAUGACUAGCUACAUUUAGAGCUAAAUCUCUGAUAGGGAUCUUGUCUAGAUGACUGACAUGACCAUCUACCACUUAAAGAAAAGUGGUUUUGAAAUCUAGGUUCUGUAACGUGGAUAUUGGCUAACACAUCACUCAGAACAUUACAAAACUAAUGUUAAAACAAACAAGGACCAAUGUAUUCUAUCAGGGUCUUUAUCAGAUCUCCAACUUUAUCUUUGACGCCAACGCGAGAGCCAAUAGCUUUUAUAAUCUGGUGUUCCCUAGAUAAUUAGUCUAGUGCAUCUGAUAAAGUAAGGUGGUCGCCAUGUAUUCUCCGAGUUGGAUGCUCUGGGCAGUUUGCUACGUUUUGAUUGUUUGUAUUACUUCUACGCAAGGAAAUGCCCAUGACCCAUGUCUUUCGCCAACGACGUGUGGUGAGUGCAUCCGCGUACCGAAUUGUGUUUGGUGUUCCCAUGCGACGAUGUCAGUCCAAAGCAACGAUAGUCGUCGAUGCCAAUUGAGAGACUUAAUGACGUACUGUCCGCUCGAGUCGCUGAUUGAUCCCAUUCCGGUAGAGAAAAUUCUUGUUGACAUUCCAGUGACUAGAUCACUCCGCAUGGAUGAACCUACUCAACUUCACCCGCAACGAGUUUCUGUCACCAAUCUACGUCAAGGUCUUGUCUUCAAUAUUUCGAUGCAAUUCAAAGUUGUGAAAAAUUACCCAGCUGACUUGUACUACUUGAUGGAUGUAUCACAUUCCAUGCUUGACGACAAGAAAAACUUAGUACGAUUGGCAGGAUCACUGGUGGAAACUAUGCGAAAUAUUACAACAGCGUUCAAAAUGGGAUUCGGCUCAUUUAUUGAUAAAAAUGUUAUCCCGUUUGUUGAAAAAACUACUGCGAGCUGUGGCCCAAGAUCUCUUCCUGAAAUCGGAUGUUCUGUAACCUAUUCGUUUAAACACGAAUUGUCGAUGAGCGCCGAUGUCAACGAAUUCACCGAAACUGUAAAUUCAACAAGUAUUGUGACAACUUUCGACGUACCAGAAGGAGGUUUUGAUGCCCUUCUUCAGGCCAUGGUGUGCAAAGAUCAAAUUGGCUGGAGGGAAAGAUCUCGACGCUUGAUUGUGUUUGCGACAGAUGCACAUUCUCAUCUCGCUGGAAACGGAAGGUUAGGAGGCAUUAUCAAGCCCAACGAUGGCUUGUGUCAUCUUGAUCCAGUAAAUGACACGUAUGUAGAAGACCUAAAUCAGGAUUAUCCAUCGCUUGGUCAAAUCAGCCGGUUUGCGAAGGACAACGACAUGAAUAUUAUCUUUGCUGUGACAAACGAUGUUGCAUUCAGUUAUCAGGAGUUUAGCAAGUUUGUUUCCGGUUCUUCUGUUGCUAUUCUUGGCCCAGAUUCAGCAAAUAUUGUGGAUCUGGUUCGCGAAACGUACGAGAAAAUUUCCUCGUCAGUUGAAAUGACUGACACAGCAGGCCCAGAAGUGAAAGUGCGUUAUUAUACAGCUUGCACCGGAACCUUGGUACAGGAAAAUAACAAAUGCGAAGGCCUAAAAGUUGGAGAUAUUGUUAACUUUACAAUAAGUAUAGAAGCAAUCGAAUGCCCGGCAAACGUAUCUGCCCGUAAACCAAUCAUACAAAUCAAACCAGUUGGCGUGAACGAAGUUCUGACAUUGGACCUCGAAAUCGUGUGCGAUUGUGCUUGUGAGAAACCCGGUGAACCCGGUUUCGGAGCAAACGCGACCCAAUGUAAUUCAGUAGGUGACUUGAAAUGUGGCGUAUGCGAUUGCGACAGCUUACACAGCGGAAGUAAUUGCGAAUGUUCAGCAGACGUAAAUAUUGCUGAUUUGGAAACGAAUUGUAAACCUGACAACUCGACAAAUGUCCUUUGUAGCGACCGGGGCGACUGCUUUUGCGGCGUUUGCGAAUGUCAAAAACGUCCUAAUCCGAUAGAGGUCAUUAGUGGGAAAUAUUGCGAGUGCGAUAAUUUUUCGUGCGAUCGUCUUGACGGAAAUCUUUGCUCCGGCCAUGGUGAUUGCAAUUGCGGCCAAUGUUUAUGUUACGCCGGAUGGCAAGGAAGUGACUGCAAUUGCAGGACAACCAACGAAACUUGCAUUCCUAUUGGUGGCGGAGAUGUGUGUUCGGGUAAUGGUGUUUGCAAUUGCGGCAGCUGCCAGUGUUCAGCUAACUCGAACGGAAGAUAUUGUGAAGAUUGUCCGACGUGUCCUAGUAGGUGCGAUGAAUUUACACCCUGCGUUCAAUGUAAAGUCUUUGAGACCGGACCUUACUCGGCUGACAACGAAGCAGUUUGCAAUAGCGAAUGCACGUAUUCCAUCAUUACGCAAGAAACGGUUCAAGUGGAGGAGACAUCCGAAAGGGAAUGUUCUUACGAGAACGAAGAAAAAUGUUCGGUAAAAUUCGUUUAUGGUUUCGAUUCGAAUGGCGCUAGACAAGUCCGCGUCCAACAAGAACCUAUUUGUCCUCCACCAAUUCCUACACUGGCUAUUGGAUUAGGAUUAUUUGGAACUCUGAUAGCACUUUUGUUGCUUGCUUUGCUAGGCUAUCGCAUCUUCACCUACGUUUACGAUAAAAGGGAAUAUGCACGGUUUCUAAACGAGAAGAAAAAUGCAAAAUGGAAUACCGACAACAAUCCUCUCUACGUUAACCCUACGGGAACGUUUAAAAAUCCCACAUACAAAUUAUAAAUCGACCUAUUUUUGCUAGCCUUCGAACAUCGCAAUUAAUCACCGAUAUCACUGAUCUGAAAAGGGAUCAAUUCAAUAUCAACAAUAACGUAAUCACUGUAAUCCCACAUGAACAACUUGGACUUCCUAGCAUAGAAAACUACCACGUUUAGUCAAGCUAAUGUAUUUGAAGGAAAUCAAAAGAGACUCUAGUUGUAACUAAAAGAAUGUGCAAGUGCAACGAAAUAAAAUCAAAACAAAAACAAA
This is a messenger RNA of Daphnia magna, 2990 nucleotides long. RefSeq names its product integrin beta-PS. The record is from RefSeq and is a predicted model, not a curated record. The transcript is spliced from 20 exons. Gene Ontology annotation, molecular function: integrin binding. Bases 369 to 2744 code for a protein of 791 amino acids. Gene Ontology annotation, biological process: cell adhesion mediated by integrin; cell-matrix adhesion; integrin-mediated signaling pathway. NCBI's taxonomy places the organism in Eukaryota, Metazoa, Arthropoda, Branchiopoda, Diplostraca, Daphniidae. Gene Ontology annotation, cellular component: cell surface; focal adhesion; integrin complex.